Melanotaenia boesemani (Boeseman's rainbowfish) is the source of this 6559-nucleotide messenger RNA. RefSeq names its product PPFIA binding protein 2b (gene ppfibp2b). Gene Ontology annotation, cellular component: presynaptic active zone. Lineage: Eukaryota; Metazoa; Chordata; Actinopteri; Atheriniformes; Melanotaeniidae. Gene Ontology annotation, biological process: neuromuscular junction development. Gene Ontology annotation, molecular function: protein binding. The transcript has 30 exons. The record is from RefSeq and is a predicted model, not a curated record. Bases 175 to 3309 code for a protein of 1044 amino acids.
CCAGUACAGACAAACAACUGUACGUACAGGUCGGACCGGCUUUCCUGUGAGUUGGAGCCAUGCGUGUCCGUGUUGGACGUCGCGUUUUCUUUUAGCGCGUCUCCCACCAACAAAAAUCAAAGGAUUCAUCUGGAUAAAACCUCAGAGGAGUCACACAUCGACACUUGAGAUCUGAUGCUACCUGCCAUCACCAUGGAAACGGAGGCCAGUCACAUGCUGGAGGCUGCACUGGAGCAGAUGGACGACAUCAUUGCAGGUUCGAAAGUUGCAGUGAUGGAGUUUUCCAGCAGCAUGUAUGACCUGGGUUCUCCUGUCAGCGCCGGUCCACUGCAGGUCGUUCAGUUAGCCGAAGAUCUCAAACUUGCUUUGGAACUUCAACCCAACCAGGAGGAGAAAGAAAACCUCAGAUCACAGCUUCCAGCUGAAACGGCACAGGCUCUCAUCGACUGGCUGCAGAGUGGAACUGUGAACCUCUGUUCUCCAUCCAACAAUGAAACCUACCAAGAACGACUGCUCCGACUAGAGGGAGACAAGGAGUCUCUGGUGCUGCAGGUAAGAGUCCUGACUGACCAGGUGGAGGCGCAAGGAGAGAAGAUCAGAGACCUGGAGAGUUCUUUGGAGGAGCAUCGGCAGAAGCUGGCCUCUACUGAGGAGAUGCUCCAGCAGGAGCUGGUCAGCAGGACCUCACUGGAGACUCAGAAGUUGGAUCUGAUGGAUGAGGUGUCCUACCUCAAACUGAAGCUGGUCAGCAUGGAGGAGAAUCACUCUAACACAUACUCGCAGGACCAUGUGAACACAAAGCAGAACAAAGCGGAGUGUGUGGUAAAUCUCAUCAGUGAGCUCCAGGAGCAGAUGUGCAGGUUUCAAGAGGAGAUCAGCACUCGCAUCCAGGAGAAACGGGCCCUUGAGGAGAAGGAAGCCCGGCAGGGGGAGCCCGGAGGAUGCUCAGCCCAGGGCUGCAGUCCUCAAGUCGGGCUAACUGGCUCAAACCCGAUUCUGUCUGGCUCCGAUACCUGGAAACACAAGGGAGGACAGUCUGUGCACGAUUUGGUACAAGAAGUUAAGCAGCUGAAGAGCAAAGUGGAGGAGCUGGAAGGAGAGAAGGGCCAGUAUGAGAGGAAACUCCGAGCCACCAAGGCAGAAAUCUCAGAGCUGCAGCAGAUAUUGGCCUCCAAAGAUGCUGAAAUCGAGUGCCUGCAGACCCAGCUGCUGACCAGAGGCGGCAACGCCAAUGACAACGCAGAGCGAGACCAGGAAUACCAAAGGUUGAAGGUGGGGAUGGAGUCUUUGUUAGCUUCAAAUGAUGAAAAGGAUCGACGUAUAGAGGAGUUGACUAUUCUGCUCGGUCAGUACAGAAAGAUAAAGGAGGUCAUCACACUCACGCAGGGGAGUAGUGAAGAGGAGCUAAGUGGCAGUUUGAAGCUCAGAGCCAUCACUCAGAAAGCACACUCUGACAUCAUGAGAUCAGAGAUGUCAUCCAGAGGAUCUUCUCCACUCAUGCUAUCCUCGUCCCCUUUCCAGAGAGAACUGGAUUCAAGUUUCCAAAACUCAAUGGACACAUCGCUGGUGGCCAUAGGAGACAUGACUUUCUUAAAUGGAUCAUGGCAUCGGCGCAGGUUACUCUCCAGCAGCCUGGAAGAGCUGCAGAGUGGAUCUUUACAAAAGGCUGUUGAGAUCCAGCCAGUUGAAAGUGAAUCAGACAUAGGGGCAGAGAACCCCCAUAUGGAGCUCAGUAAGUACCAGACUCUGCCGGGAAAACUGAGUAAAAAGAGUGAACCGAGGGCUGAGCUGAACGGCGACAGAGGGAGAGACGAGUAUUUAUCUCCUGUCCAGCUGUCUCCUGCUCACAGCCAUGAGAAGGACUACAGUCUCAUUCGUUGCAGGAGUGCCAGCGCUCCAGCUUUAGGAUCUCCAGGAAAACAUGACCUCUAUGAUGUUGAGCGUCCAGAGAAAUUGGAGGAGUGUCUGCUGUCAGACCAGUCCCCGCUGUCCUCUGGAGUGGACUCUGGACAACAGUCCCCGGUCUCACCGGAGAGCAGGAAGGAACACAGAGGCAUUAAGAAACUCUGGGGGAAAAUUCGUCGCAGUCAGUCAGGCAGUCCUGUCCAGGUCAAUGACCCAGAGCUGGGAGACUUCAAGAGAGGAGGCUUCAGGGCCACAGCUGGGCCACGAUUGGCCCGUCCGGGGAAAACACGAGAUCUAAAGUUACCAUUUUCUAAGUGGAGCACAGAGCAGGUGUGUGACUGGCUGGAGGACAUUGGACUCGGCCAGUACGGCCUUAUUGCUCGCCACUGGGUCAGCAGCGGUCAAACGCUGCUGUCGGCCACCCCCCAAGACCUAGAGAAGGAGAUGUCGAUCAAGAAUCCCCUCCACAGGAAGAAGCUCCAGUUGUCCAUCAAGGCGUUUUCCAGCAAACAGGCGGAGAAGUCUGCAGAGCUUGACUACGUCUGGGUUACUCGUUGGCUUGACGACAUCGGCCUCCCUCAGUACAAAGACCAGUUUAAUGAAGGAAGAGUUGAUGGACAUAUGCUCCAGUACCUCACUGUGAACGACUUGUUGUUCCUCAAAGUGACCAGCCAGCUGCACCACCUCAGCAUCAAAUGCGCCAUUCAUGUUCUCCAUGUCAACAAGUUCAACCCUAACUGCCUCAAACGAAGGCCCAACAAUGAGUGUCGGUUCACUCCCAGUGAGGUAGUCCAGUGGUCCAACCACCGAGUCAUGGAGUGGCUAAGAUCUGUGGACCUGGCAGAGUACGCUCCCAACCUGAGAGGCAGUGGUGUGCACGGAGGGCUGAUAAUGCUGGAGCCUCGGUUUAACUCUGACACACUGGCCAUGCUACUGAACAUCUCUCCACAAAAAACACUGCUGAGGCGCCACUUAAACACCAAUUUCAACAGCCUGGUGGGAGCUCAGGCUCAGCAAGAGAAGAGAGAGUAUGCCGAAGCAGUGGGUUACACCCCACUCAGCAUCACAGCUAAAGUCAAGCCAAAGAAGUUGGGCUUCUCCAACCUGACUCACCUGAGGAGGAGACGAUCGGAUGAGUCCACAGACUACGUCUGUCCCAUGGAGUCGUACUCGUCUCAGUCGGGCCAGUCCGCAGUGAACGGGGUGCAGAUGCGUCCAUACGCUGGCUUCAGAGGACUGAGCCCCAUAUUGGACAGAGAGCCCGCCAGGGACCAGAUGGCGAACGCAGAGAGUACCAUUUUGCAAAUAGAAGCUUUGUCUGAAAGCAUCAACAACCUCACAUACCUGCUCAGCCGAGAUGAGCUUCGGAAGGAGCUGCGGCGGUCUCAGACGGCGCUGGUCUGAGGGACGAUGGCCCAACGCUGUUGGCUCACUAAUGCUGUCAAACGACCACAGAGACCUCCAGCAACCUGCCUGUCUCACACCUGAACUGCACCUCAUGCCCCAGCCUAACACUGCAGCAUUGAGCUGGUUACAUUUACCUCCUCUGGCUGCUGAUUCCUCAUGUAACACCUGCAACUGCACUGUAGACACAGAGGACUCAGAAACACAAAUGGACCCACAACUUGUGGAUAACAAUCAAUAGCCACUGCUACACAGAAGCCAUUAUGGACUUAUUUCUACUUUUCUUGUUUCCCUAUGCAAUACACACUUUGAUGGUCAUACUAGCUGAGCGCUAUGUAUAAUGUGUUGGUGAGUUGGGGGGAGGGACAAGGACAGAUAAACUGAAAUCUGUUUUUGGGGCGCCUUGAACGCAUCAUCACUAUCUUUUGGCGUUUUGUUAUCAAAACUAACAGGAGCCUGGCCUGGGCUCUAAGUGGUCUGACUGGCCUACUUGCCAAAAAAAUUAAAAAUAAAAAUAAUAAAAAAUCAUGAUGAACUACACUGGUGCAGGGAACUGGACUUCCUGGCACUGUGUUGCACCCACAGACAAUUUGUUCUUGUCAGUCCCUAAUAAUACUGGCAAAAAAUUACUAAUAAAGUUUAAUUUUUUUAAUAAUCAAUACGAACAAAGCACAUGGAGUAGGAACAGCUGGGAGGCAGAGGAACGUGAUGGACUGGGAUAACAGAGGAAAGGGGGAGCAGAAAGGGACCUUUUUUUUCUUUUUUUUUUUAAAUAAAAGCACACCCGGACGAGGUGGGAAAUGUGGGAAAUGAGCAGCAGCAGUCAGCUGCGACAGCAGGUGAGUUCAAGGUUUAGAAUGAUACCGGUGAGAUAGCUGAUGUGUUACAAGCUGCCAACUUUUAUCUGAACUUAAUGGUCACUAGCUGAGAUUCUCCAUGAAUAGUGAUAACGACCCUGGUGCUACCUGCUGUGUCCAGACAUUACUGGUGGUUUAGGAGUAAGGUCCUUUUUAGUAAGUAAGUAACUUCUUAAUUUACCUUUCAAGGACAACCUCAACUUAACGUGCCUCACACAAAAGAAAAACAGUUUUAAAAUUCCAUUCAAACAUUACAAUAGUUGUUAAAUGAUCAAUACAUUACAUACAUAAAAGUUAAUACAUACAAUAGAAAUCUAUUAGUAAAUGGAGUAAAACUAUAUUAAAUCAUAUUUAAAAAAGUAAAUGAGAUUUAAAAAAAAAAACAACUAAAACUAACUGAUUGCAAAAUGCUGCGAAAGAUACAGGGCAGACUUUUACCCAAGCUAGGUCUAGCUAUAGAUGUUUUAUAAAAGGAAAGUUUUUAAAAACAAGUAGAGAUGGAGUCUGAAUCUAGAACUCUGAUUGGGAGCUGGUUCCACAAACCAUGAAACUUGGAGUUUUUAAGGUAACAUGUAACAAGACCAUUAAAAUGUUAAAUUUAAUCCUGGAAGAGAAGAGAAGCCAGGACUGUGGAAAUGUGUUCUCUUCUGUUAAUCCCCAUCAAAACUCUUGCAGUAGUAUUUUGGAUCAGUUGGAGUCUGUUUAAAAUAGAUUUAGGACAAUCUACAAAUACAAAAUUACAAUAAUCUAAUCUGGAAGUGACAAAUGCAUGGAAAAAUCUUUUCGCAAUACUGUGAUUUUUGAUAAAUUAUUUAGGUAAAGGAAGGCAGUUUAAAUAACCUGUUGUAUAUGAGUUUUAAAGGACACACUAUGGUUAAAAAAAAUAAUAAAUAAAUAACACCAAGGUUUCCCACAGUUGUACUCGAGGUCCCAAUGAGAACUUCUACAGAAACUAAAUGACUAAAUCUUCUCCUGAGGUGUUCAGGUCCUUGGGCAAAAAUCUCAGUUUUUUCUGAGGUUAAUAAUAGCAAGUUUGUGGUCAUCCAGUUGUUUGUUGUUAAAACAUCUUGGUAAUACUGUUAGUUAAUUGUUUCAUCUGUUUUCAUUUAUAAGUUCAACUGAGUAUCGUCUGCAUAACAGUGAAAGUUGGUCCUAUAUUGCCUAAUAAUGGCACCCAGUGUAAGCAUGUAUAAAAUAAUAAUGGACAGAGCACUGAACCAUGUGGAACACCGUACUUAACUCUGGUCAAGUGAUGCUGUUCCUCAGCUGAGAGUCCUCAGAUCAGUUUCACUGAAUCAGUUACAAUUACAGAUUAACGAGAAAUGUUUGGUGCUUUAGAUUCUAAACGGAUAAUUCAUUGACUUGGUUUUUUGGAUGACAACUUGUGAUUUCUUUAUAUAGCUCACCUAAAUUCUUUUUUUUUGUUGUUGUUGUUUUGGAGGGUAAAGCAUGGAAUUGAUAACACUUAAGUAUACAUACUUAAGUAUACAUUUAGCAAUUAAAGAGACACAUAUUUUUCUUUUUUACUAGUUUACUGUGAAACUUGGACCAAUGCAGAACUUACCAUAAAAUAAAUGCAGCCUCAUUUGUUUACCAGUGUUUGUCCUGUUUCAAGUCAAAGUAUUCCCAGAGAUAAUGCGAUUGUCUUUGCGAUGUGGAUAUUGCGUAUGGUGGUAUUACAGCUGCGCUCUAUGUUGACCCAGUUUAUUUGCCAAUGAUCUCACAUUUCCUAUUAGGAGGGGAGGAAACUUUUUAAAUUUCCUUUUCCUUUCUUUCCAUUUAGCUGCUGCCCUACAUCAAACAUCAAAGAGCACAGGGGGUCUCAGAGCGUUUGACUGUUCAGAGCUAGUGUGAUUUAGCCAGAAAGCAUCAUUUAUGGUGAGAAGCUAGCUAAAGAAUGCAUAAAACCAAGCAUGGUUUUAACAUGGUACAAGUGGGGUCCACAGUCUCGUCUCCAACUUUCCAGUAUUUGUAAUCUUUAUUCAUGCAUUAGUUAGAUUUUGAAAAGCUUAGUCAGAUUUGCCCACAUGUAAACAACCUGUCCCACUAAAAAUCCCUUAAGCUGCUCAGCAUCCAAACCAGUGCAGAAAAGUUUUAAAUAUUUGGUUUCACAGAAAAAAAUAUCUAGAUCUAGAGGAGAUUCACAUAAAUAUACUAUAUGAGCAGCGUUACUGUAAAAGAUUUUUUUAUUGGAGCAAAGCAAUGUUUCUGAGCAUGCUGGAUGUUUGGUAGCAUCACAUCAGCUUUAUAAGCCAAGCCUGACAGAGACUACUUGUCCGGGACCAAUGUUAAGACCAAAUUUUAAAAAACAGCAUCAAUAUUUUGGUAAGUACAAAAUAUGUUAGCUGACUGAAAAUGUAAGAAAAUAAAUAAAAGUUGAUAUAUUGAAUAUG